This is a messenger RNA of Saccoglossus kowalevskii, 1011 nucleotides long. RefSeq lists its product as uncharacterized. The record is from RefSeq and is a predicted model, not a curated record. Gene Ontology annotation, molecular function: RNA endonuclease activity producing 5'-phosphomonoesters, hydrolytic mechanism; metal ion binding. Gene Ontology annotation, cellular component: mitochondrion. Gene Ontology annotation, biological process: piRNA processing. NCBI's taxonomy places the organism in Eukaryota, Metazoa, Hemichordata, Enteropneusta, Harrimaniidae.
AUGUCAGCUGGACUGAUCUCAGAGAUGAUUUACCAGGUAUAUAAAAGCACAACUAAGCAGAAGAAAGAAAGUCGUCUAGAUCUUUUUCACCGAGUUUUGUUUUUCCCAGAUAAAGUAGUGGCUUGCAAAGCACAUUUCCGUGGAAGAGAUGGUUGCAAAAACGUGAACUGUCAUUUUUCGCACAGUGACACAAGUCUUAGUGAGCUGUUGAAAUACAUAACAAAUGCAAAGAGAAGUCUCGAUGUCUGCGUCUUCAGUAUCUGCUGUCAUGAGUUGGCUGAUGUGUUGGUCGAGUCUCAUGAACGCGGAGUGAUCGUCAGAGUGGUUACUGACGGUGAACAGACUGGAGCUACUGGAUCUCAGAUUGGGAAAUUCAGAAGUAAAGGUAUUCAAGUUCGUCACGACAACUCUUCCUUCUUGAUGCAUCAUAAGUAUGUUAUCAUUGAUGGAGAAAUUCUCAUAAAUGGAUCAUUUAACUGGACAAGAAGUGCUGUCACUGGUAACCAUGAGAAUGUUGUCAUAACUAAUAAUACAGAACUGCUGAAACCAUUCGAGGAGGAAUUUGAGAAUCUCUGGGAGCUGUAUGAACCGUCUAAGCAUCUAAAAUAGUCAGAUCAAAACUAAUGUUCAUACAGCAUGAUAAUAAUACAACACAUCAUAUAGGGUCCUUUUUUGCUUUGAAGAAUUGGUCCAGCAUGCAAUUAAUUAGAAGAGUCAUGUGACCUCAUUCUAUUUUGACCAUAAAAUCAGUUUACAAAUCUAGAAACUAUUUCUUGAAACACACUAUUUUAUUUAUUCAUUCAGAUUUAUGCAAACAUCACAUACAAUAUAAGGUCAUUUGGCAAAAAAAGUUUGAAAUUUGGUCCUAGAAUUCCAAAUAACCAUGGCAUCAUCUCAAAGUGACUGACAAUACUUAUGUUGAUGUCAUUUUUGAACCGUCAAUCAAAUUUACAUUAAAUAAUCGACACCAAAUAAUAGUGACUACCUCCAUUCCUACUUUAAAAUCUGUAU